Messenger RNA from Saccostrea cuccullata (small rock oyster), 1376 nucleotides. RefSeq names its product fibroblast growth factor receptor 2-like. Gene Ontology annotation, cellular component: plasma membrane. The record is from RefSeq and is a predicted model, not a curated record. NCBI's taxonomy places the organism in Eukaryota, Metazoa, Mollusca, Bivalvia, Ostreida, Ostreidae. Gene Ontology annotation, molecular function: fibroblast growth factor receptor activity; fibroblast growth factor binding. The transcript is spliced from 7 exons. The coding region runs from base 81 to 1031 and encodes 316 amino acids.
GUCCGCCACAAUUUCGCGACAAAAGUCAAUUGAACAAGUGGAUAGCACGCCCCUCGCAUGCUACGGCCGAAUUCAAAUGUAUGGUAUGUGGAAAUCCGAAGCCAAAAGUUACAUGGUUUGCUAAAGGACAAGGCAUUAAUGCCAGCAUCAGUGGAAAGUACAAAGUUAGAAGAAAGACCUUAUUGGUAGUGGAUGCUGUCUCCAAAAAAGAUGAGGGGUUAUACAUGUGUGUUGUGGAGAAUGAACAUGGCUCCGUCAAUCACACAUAUGAACUCAAGGUCAUAGAUCAGAUGCUGACAAAGCCGGUGAUACAGGGGCCACUGAACCAGACUGUGACCUAUCUAGACGAUGCGAAAUUUCAGUGCAAGGUAGUCAUGAGUGACCUCCAGUCCCACAUCCAAUGGCUUAAACAUUACCAGGUCAACGGCUCGUUCACCAAUGAGGACGAAGAUCCAUACGUCCAUGUCAUACAGAAUUUACAACAGGGCAAGAAGCAAUCCUUCUUCAACCUCACCGAUCCAGAGAUUUUGUACAUCAGAAACGUAACAUACGAGGAUGCGGGCUGGUACACUUGCUUGGUGACCAAUUCCAUGGGUCGAGCCUAUCAGAGUGCAUGGCUGACAGUCGAAGCGUGCAAGCCUGGCAGUUAUGGAAAGGAGUGCAAAAAGGUCUGCGGACAUUGUGAAAGCAAUGAACCGUGCAAUCACAUCAAUGGAUCGUGUCCAGGAUCAUGUGAACCGGGGUAUAAGGGAGAAAUGUGUUUAGCAACCUGCAAUGGUGGUUGGUACGGUAGAGAAUGUAAACAACGUUGUGGUUACUGUAGAGACGAUGAACCGUGCCAUCACGUGACCGGAUCUUGCUCAGGAUUCUGUGAACCCGGAUACCUUGGAGACAAAUGUGACGAAAGCGAAUUUUCUCAACUCCUUGUAAUACAGAGGAAAAUGCUCAGCUCCGUUAGAGAAAUACUCUCUUUUAAAAGAAGAAAAGCUGGACUGAUUGCAAACGGCACGUUUCCGGCUGACCUCAAAUAACAGAAUAGUACUCAAAAAGAAUCGAAGACCUAUGUGUAUACAUUUGCAAAUGAUGUGAUCCUUUGUAAAAAAAAAAAAAUCAUGCAAUCCAUUUGCUGAGAACAAGCAGUACUGUUUAAUAAGUGAAGAUAUUACAAUAAGUUUUUUUUAUCUACAAUGUUUCCUGUUUAGUUUUUUUUCUGUUUUUUAUGCUUUUUAUCAUUUAUUUUGUAUUCGCAACAAGGUAUCAUCUUUAUUUCACUGUUCUAUCAUUGAAUUUAUAUCAAAUCAAUUUAUAUAUUUGUGCCCGAUUUUUUAAUUAGCAUGAAACAAUAAUAAAAAAAAAAUCUUGUAUUGUAAUGACAA